This is a messenger RNA of Rotaria sp. Silwood2, 579 nucleotides long. Lineage: Eukaryota; Metazoa; Rotifera; Eurotatoria; Philodinida; Philodinidae. The record is from the annotation of a GenBank genome assembly.
AUGAAUGAAUUAAGGAAACAGUUUAUGGUUCCAUAUACUAGUCCUAUCAAAUCAGCAAUUGCUUAUACUUCUGGUCUUGGCUGUUAUGAAUUCUAUCUAAAUCGUAAUAAAGUAGAUCCAAGUCGAAAAUUAAAUCUUGGCUGGACAUCCUACGAACAACGUACUCUGUUUGCUUCAUCUGAUUUGACAGCAAAUAUCACAGCUGGCAUUAUUUUUUUCUGUCAAAAUCGAAAUGAUCGCCCUAAUUGGACUCGAGCAGGAUUUAAUGAUUCUUUAUCAGCGUGGAUUAUACCUGAAUUAAUGCCGCCAUCACUCAACAGUUCGCGUAAUGGUUCGCUUGUUCUUCAGGACAUGUUACCAAUUCGAGUUGGAUCUGAUGCAUUACAUUUUAAAGUUAUGACAGAUAGUCAACAACAAGGUUAUUUGAGUCUCAAAGAGAUAGAUGAAAUCAAAGGAACUAAAUUAACUGAUUGUGAAACACUCAAAUCUGUAGCUAUGUGGGCAUCUGAUGCAGGUGUUAGCACAUUUGACCUUGGUCAAAAUAUAGCAGGAUGGUGUCGUUUGAGAUUUCGUGGUUGA